Dendronephthya gigantea is the source of this 1857-nucleotide messenger RNA. RefSeq lists its product as uncharacterized. Gene Ontology annotation, molecular function: 2-oxoglutarate-dependent dioxygenase activity. The record is from RefSeq and is a predicted model, not a curated record. Bases 67 to 1743 code for a protein of 558 amino acids. The transcript has 10 exons. NCBI's taxonomy places the organism in Eukaryota, Metazoa, Cnidaria, Anthozoa, Malacalcyonacea, Nephtheidae.
AUAAAAGGAUAUUAUAAUCUGUAUCGUCUUUGAUAUGAAAGCAAAGAAAGCAAAGAAAAAGCGAUAAUGAUAUUAUACAAGAUACUAAGCAACCUUAUAACAUUCAAGAUACUUUGUUUACAAAUAAAUAUUGCUGAUAAAACUUUUCCAAAAGGUCAUUUAAAGCCGCUUGGAUCACAUCGAUCACCAGAAAGUAUCGAUGAACGCUUUGAUGUACCUUCACCUCUCGAGUUUUGGACUGACUAUGUUAAAAUCUCCAAGCCUGUGGUUUUUAGAGGAGCUGCGAAACACUCUAAGGCAUUCACGUCGUGGACUGAUAAAUAUUUAAAACAGAAUUAUGGAGAUUUGGAAGUUAGAUUGGAAAAUAAGGGUGAAAAAUCUGGAGGAGUACCAAUUGGUGCUAAGGGAUUAGGAAGGGAUACCAUAGCCCACUUUGUGGAUACUUAUCAUGAUGUAAACAGUUAUAUUGUGUCAGAAUUACCAACACCAAUGUGGUCUGACAUCCUUGUGCAGCCAUGUUUAACAUGUGGAACAUUUUCUGAUCAUAUUGUUGAGAUUGAUUUAUGGAUGAGUGGUGGAGGAAGCAAGAGUCUCUUACAUAAGGACGCAUUUAACGCAAUCAAUUGUCUUUAUAAUGGCACCAAAGAAUGGAAAAUGAUCGAAUAUAAAUAUGAGAAAAUGAUAUACAAAGCGUGGGAGCCUGAGUACGAGGUUGGAGGAUAUUCAUUGCUUCAAGUUGAUUCAGUUGAUUUAAUCAAAUAUCCCAAAGUUAAAGACGUACCUUGGUCAUUUGUCACUGUGAAUGCUGGUGAUUGUUUAUUCCUCCCGAAAAGUUACUAUCAUCAAGUUAACUCGUAUGGCAGUAACAACGUUGCCGUUGCAAUCUUGUUUUCUCGUCUUGAUAAUCUUGAAAAAUACAAUAACACGGGAUGUGACUCGCAGAAUUUGUCUUAUCUUCCUUUAUCUCAGCUUGAUGUUGACUGGAAAUAUCCUGGUCAUGGUAAAAUGACGAUGGGAAAUUCUCAUCUGGAAACUGCCAGAGAAUUACUGAAAGAAGCAUCACAAGGUGGUCCCUUAACUUUGGAGUCCAUCCCUGUUAUCCUCGAGGAACAUCUUCACUGGAGAGUUGACAGUGAAUCGUUACCAGAAGAGAUUUUUCAUAUUCUGUCAAAAGACAAUCAAGCAGUAAUCUCGCAAGAAGAUAUUGAUUCGUUAGGUAAAGAUGAUUUACGGAAAUUGUUGUUGCUGCUGGAACGUUAUGAGCCUUCAAAUAUGUAUACCUAUGAAUAUUCUUUUGUCAGAGAAGAGGAUAUAAGAUUGCUGAUCGAUACUCUUAUGAAGCAGGAUGGCGUCCUCAUUUUAGACAAGUUUAUUAAAGAGUAUCAGCAGCACCUGGGAGGAACAGAAGCGUUUGCAUCACAGAUUUUUCAAGGCUUGAAGUCUGCUCAUGGAAACAUGGCAACACCAGAAGAGGUAGAAAAAAAUCUUGACACAGUUUUGCAUCCAUACAUACAAUAUCGAAAAAAAGCUGGGAUUAAAAAUGAUUAUCACAGUAAUGAUGAUGACGACGAUAAUAAUGAUGAUGAUCCUGAUGAUGAUGAUAAUGAUGAUAGCAAUUAUCCAGAUGAUAAUCAUGAUCGUGAUGAUAGCAAUGAUCCAGAUGAUCGUCGUGAUCGCGAUGAUAAUAAAGAUCGUAAUGAAGAUGAUGAUGAUAUCAAUGAAGGUCUAAGGGAUGAGCUUUGAUUGAAGUUAUUUAAUUCUUAUAGGGUUUUUACUCUGUUAAAUUAUCCGCAUGUUUUUAUAUUUCAUCCUACGCACUCGCUGAAUAAUCCUGGAUUAAAUAAAGCUUAGAUAUGA